Messenger RNA from Ananas comosus (pineapple), 3623 nucleotides. Its product is annotated as N-alpha-acetyltransferase 16, NatA auxiliary subunit. NCBI's taxonomy places the organism in Eukaryota, Viridiplantae, Streptophyta, Magnoliopsida, Poales, Bromeliaceae. Bases 200 to 2923 code for a protein of 907 amino acids. The transcript is spliced from 26 exons. The record is from RefSeq and is a predicted model, not a curated record. Gene Ontology annotation, molecular function: protein binding; protein-N-terminal amino-acid acetyltransferase activity. Gene Ontology annotation, biological process: N-terminal peptidyl-methionine acetylation. Gene Ontology annotation, cellular component: cytoplasm.
GUCGGCUGUUACGUUUACGGAGAGAGAGCGAGGGGUAGGGUUCCAGCCAGCGAUACUCGUUCCACCCCUUCCUCUUUCAAUCUUCCGCUGCCCCCCUCUCCCAAAAACCCUUUCUUCAACUCCCUCUCUCUCUCUCUCUCUCUCUCUCUCUCUCUCUCUCUCUCUCUCUUAGGGUUUCUCCUCUACGCCGCUUCCGAUAAUGGGGUCGUCUCUUCCUCCCAAGGAGGCCAAUCUCUUCAAAGUCAUCGUGAAAUCAUACGAGACCAAACAAUACAAAAGGGGCUUGAAGGCUGCAGAUGCCAUAUUAAAGAAGUUUCCUGAGCAUGGAGAAACCUUAUCCAUGAAAGGAUUAACAUUGAAUUGCAUGGAUCGGAAAGCUGAAGCAUAUGAGCUUGUUCGCCGCGGUCUCAAGAAUGAUCUUAAAAGUCAUGUGUGCUGGCAUGUGUAUGGUCUGCUUUAUCGAUCAGACAGGGAAUACAGGGAAGCAAUUAAAUGCUAUAGAAAUGCUUUGAAGAUUGACCCGAACAAUAUUGAAAUUCUACGUGAUUUAUCACUCUUACAGGCACAAAUGAGGGACUUAACUGGAUUUGUUGAAACUAGACAGCAGCUUUUAACGUUAAAACCUAAUCAUCGGAUGAACUGGAUUGGCUUUGCAGUUGCUCAUCACUUGAACUCAAAUGGUUUGAAGGCAAUAGAAAUUUUGGAUGCCUAUGAAGGGACAUUAGAAGAUGACUAUCCUCCGGAUAAUGAGCGCUAUGAACAUGGCGAGAUGCUUCUGUAUAAGAUAUCAUUGUUGGAGGAAUGUGGUUUACUUGAUAGAGCCCUUCAGGAAAUACGGAAAAAGGAGGCUAAAAUAGUUGACAAGUUGUCAUUUAAGGAACAAAUGGCUUCCAUUCUACUGAAGCUUGGUCAUUUAGAGGAAGCAGAAAAAUUAUUUAGAUCCUUGCUCGUUAUGAAUGCUGAUAAUUACCAAUAUUUUAUAGGUAUACAAAAAUGCCUUGGUUUGUAUUCUGAGAAAGGUCAAUAUUCCUCGGAGGAGAUUGAACAUCUAGAUGAAUUGUAUAAAUCACUAAGGGAUAACUACCAUUGGUCAUCAGCUGUAAAGCGGAUACCGCUUGAUUUUCUACAAGGCGACAAAUUUCGGGAGGCCGCAGACAACUAUGUGAGGCCUCUGUUAACUAAGGGAGUUCCUUCAUUGUUCUCUGAUCUGAGCCCCUUAUAUGAACAACCUGGCAAGGCAAGCAUUCUGGAGGAUUUGUUUCUGCAGCUGGAAGAUUCAAUGAGGACGACUGGAUGCUUUCCAGGAUGCACAAUAAAGGAGCCUCCUUCGACUCUUAUGUGGACUUUAUUUUUGGUUUCCCAGCAUUAUGACAGGAGGGGUCAGCAUGAAGUUGCUCUAGUCAAAAUUGAUGAGGCAAUUGCACAUACCCCAACAGUGAUUGAUUUGUACUCUGUCAAGGGAAGGAUAUUAAAACACGCGGGUGACUUGGCUGCAGCAGCCGCUUUGGCAGAUGAAGCUAGGUCUAUGGAUCUUGCUGAUCGUUAUUUAAACAGUGAAUGUGUUAUGCGCAUGCUUCAAGCUGAUCAGGUUGGACCGGCAGAGAAGACCGCUGUUUUAUUCACGAAGGAUGGGGACCAGCAUAAUAAUCUACAUGACAUGCAAUGCAUGUGGUAUGAACUUGCUUCUGGUGAAAGUUACUAUCGUCAAGGUGAUCUCGGACGAGCUCUGAAGAAGUUCUUGGCUGUUGAGAAGCAUUAUGCGGAUAUCACUGAGGAUCAGUUUGACUUUCAUUCUUAUUGUUUACGUAAAAUGACACUCCGGGCCUAUGUCUCAAUGCUGAAGUUUCAAGACCAGUUACACUCUCAUGAAUACUUCCAUAAGGCUGCUGCUGGAGCUAUCAGGUGCUAUAUGAAGUUACAUGAUGCUCCAUUAAAAUUAACCAAUGAAGAGAGUGAUGAGAUGUCAAAACUGCCUCCCUCGCAAAGAAAGAAAUUGAGACAAAAGCAAAAGAAGGCCGAAGCUCGUGCCAAGAAAGAGGCUGAAGAGAAGGUUGAAGCAGAAGCUACUUCUGGCCCAUCUAAAUCCGGAAAGUCGCAACAUGCCAGGCCAGUUGAUUUAGAUCCUCACGGGGAAAAAUUAUUGCAGGUUGAAGACCCACUAUCAGAAGCUACUAAAUAUCUGAAGCUGCUCCAGAAUAACUCCUCAAGUUCACUCGAAACACACAUUCUUUCUUUUGAACUAAACAUGAGAAAGAAAAAAAUUUUGUUAGCUUUCCAGGCUGUCAAACAGCUGAUCAAAUUGGAUCAAAACAAUCCUGAUUGCCAUCGGUGUUUGAUAAAAUUCUUUCACACAAUAAGCAAUUUCUCAGCUCCAGAGACCGACUCAGAGAAACUAAUAUGGAAUGUGUUGGAAGCCGAACGAAGGGAUAUAAGUCAUGUGCAUGAAAAGUCUCUUUUGGAAGUAAAUAACUCUUUCCUUGAGAAGCACAAAGAUUCGCUGGCCCAUAGAGCAGCAGCUGCAGAGAUGCUCUAUCUUCUAGAGCCAGAUAGAAAGAUUGAGGCAAUUAAGUUAAUCGAAGAUUCCGUAAAUACCACAGCAUCAGGUAACGGGUCACCGGGUGCGGUCAGAAAAUGGAAACUUGAGGACUGUGUUGCAGUGCACAAAAUGCUUGAGACCGUCUUCGUUGAUCAGGAUGCAGCUACUCGGUGGAAGACGUGGUGUGCAGAAUAUUUCCCAUAUUCGACAUACUUUGGAGGGUGCAAGAGCUCAUCCACAGCCCAUUCCGUAACCGUCACCAUACAGAAUGCACCAGAAAAUGGAGUUGCGGCGGAUCCUGAGGCAAAAGAGGAGAUCGAGGAUUCGUUCUCUUCGAAUGGGAAAAUGCAGGCUUUGAAGAAUCUAAGCGACCUAAGUAUUCAAUAGUCUACGCAUAUCCUCUCUGGCCAGGAAAAAAAAAAGGAAUGGGAUGAAAGCUGUUAUAGUUGUGGAUCCAGCAGUAGAAAUGCCGAAUAUGGUCAACUUUUUUUAUACAAGAAACUGAUUAAGGGAAAGGAAGCCUUUCGCAAGAGCACAUUCCUGUCGGUUUUGGCCACCACCGAGUAUAUUUAUUAUUACCAUUUCGACCUAGCAUCUUGAGAGUGGGUCUCUGGACAAAUUUUAAGAAAUUUUUGUGUUGGAAAAUGGUAUUGUUGAUUCUCAUGAUGUAGAUUAUGGAAGAUAGAUAAAAUUUUCAUCAUUUGGUUGGAGAAUUUUGAUGCCCGUGGCUAUUCUGCAGUGUAGAUGGCAACCCAUUAUUAGCUCCUGGUUGUGCAGUGGAUGCUGAUUCAUUCUCUGGUUAUAUUCCUUUAUACUGAUGACUUUAUGUGUGUUUAGAGCUUCCACAUUUACCUGGAAAGCUCGGCAUAAAAUGAGCUUUUUAUCAUGGAACAACUUGUGUCGGCCGCAGAUCUUAUGCUUUUGACUGAAAAAAGUGGGGGUGGAAGUACAUUCGAUUCAAUCUUAAUGGUUCGCUUUUAAAUUUUAUUCAUUAAUGUGUUGCGUAGACUCGCAUUACAAUGGCGAAGAUUAUGUGUGUGAAAGUUUUUGCUAGGGCCGAAUGUUCACAAGGACCCUUUGCAUUUUA